Psilocybe cubensis is the source of this 1113-nucleotide messenger RNA. RefSeq lists its product as uncharacterized. Lineage: Eukaryota; Fungi; Basidiomycota; Agaricomycetes; Agaricales; Agrocybaceae. The record is from RefSeq and is a predicted model, not a curated record. The transcript has 4 exons. Bases 1 to 1113 code for a protein of 370 amino acids. Gene Ontology annotation, molecular function: nucleotide binding.
AUGACACAAGAGAAGAUCAGAGUCGGUUUCGUCGGUUUGUCUGCCAACUCGGGAUGGGCAGCGAGCACUUUAGGCCCAGCACUGGUUCACCCCUCCGUACGCGACAAAUAUGACCUCGUCGCAGUCUCCACGACCUCAGAAGCGUCAGCCAAGGCAUCGGCAGAAAAACAAUCCCAAGCGGUAGGCCAUCCGGUCAAAGCAUAUUUUGGCGAUGCCUCCGCCAUAGCUUCCGACCCAGACGUCGAUCUCGUGGCCGUCGCAGUCAAGGCACCCUAUCAUAAGCAAAUCGUCCUCAAGGCUAUUGAGGCGAAGAAGGACUUCUUCGUUGAGUGGCCAGCCGGCACUUCUACAAAAGAAACCGAGGAGAUUGCAGCUGCAGCUCAGAAACAAGGCGUCAAGUCUCUGGUUGGGUUACAGGGGCGCAACGCGCUCGUUACUCAGAAGGUCAAAGAACUGCUGGCGUCUGGAGUUAUAGGCAAAGUCCGAUCCACAAACGUCAUCGCACACCAUCCGAGGGAGAUCAAUUACCACGUACCAUACAAUUUCGAAGAAAAUGCGUACCUUUUAGAAAGGAAAAAUGGCGUUACUAUGUUCAGCAUUGCUGUUGGCCACCAGCUCGAUAUCCUGACACACGUACUGGGAGAUUUUGCGAGCGUAUCGGCAACUAGCGCACAGUUCUAUCCCGUCGUGACCAUCCUGGGUAAGGAUCUAAAGCCGACAGGGAAGACAUUCGAUGCCCAGAACGAAGAUCACUUUGCCAUUACUGGCAUCCUCAAGUCAGGCGUCAUGGCAAACAUUUUCUGGCGAUCUGGAUAUUCUUCAACGGAAGGAAGACGCCAAUACAUCUGGGAGAUUGAAGGCGAAGAGGGCACCAUCAGACUCGAGUCAAACCAUAUCUUGGGCGCGUUCCCCGCCAUGAUAGAGUCCGAACUGUAUCUUAAUGGCAAGAAGCUGGAGGGCCAUGGAAAUGGUGUUGUGACUGUCAGUGAGGCAUGGAAGGAGUUUGCGACUGGAAAAGGAUCCUACGCCACGAUUGACGACGCAGUCAAGCACCAUCGGCUCUUGGAUGCAAUCGAAACUAGUGCCAAAGAGGGUAGAAGGGUUAACUUGUGA